Heterostelium album PN500 is the source of this 1929-nucleotide messenger RNA. RefSeq lists its product as uncharacterized. Gene Ontology annotation, biological process: protein localization to membrane. The transcript has 6 exons. NCBI's taxonomy places the organism in Eukaryota, Evosea, Eumycetozoa, Acytosteliales, Acytosteliaceae. The record is from RefSeq and is a predicted model, not a curated record. Bases 1 to 1929 code for a protein of 642 amino acids. Gene Ontology annotation, cellular component: membrane.
AUGAAAACAUAUCUCAUUGUGGUAACUAUUGUGUUGGUGGCAGUGUUGUUGACCUAUAAAAAUAAAAUAGAUCAUCCUGCCAAGAGAUAUGCUAAAGGUGAUGCAGUACCCAUUUUAACAAACAACCGAUUGUAUUCAAGACAUACACUUAUCUUACAAGACUAUCAUAUUCUAUACAAUCAGAUCUGUAGCAAUGACGAUGAUAUCUAUAAUAAAUUAGUACCGGAGCGUUGUAACGUCGAUAGAAUAUUAACAAACAAUGAAUGGAGUGUUAGUACAAUUUACAAUAUUACAUAUUUAAAUGAUAUUAAAUGUAAUGUUAUUAAUGACAAUCAUUUCAAAGAUUGUACGGAUACACAUAUCGAUAAUGUACAAUUAGAACUUCUAAAGAUCUUGAUCGAGAAUCAAUAUCUCUAUCAAUUAAGAUUGGAUCAAGGUAUUCCAAUUAGUAAUAUAUUCAAACCUGGAUAUUAUCAACAUGGUUUAAAGAUUGGUUCAAUUUUUAAAGAUAAUAAUAAUAAUAAUAAUUUAUAUAUAAAUAUUAAUAACCAUUUAAAUAUUAAUAUUCUAUAUUCACCAGAGAGUAAUAAUAUCGUUGGAUUGGAAGCUAAAGCAGAGAGUAGAAGACACUCGAUGAUCAACAAGGGUGAAUGUACAUUGGAUACGAAACCUGCAACGUUGUUGUUCUCUACUUCGUCGAUGGACUCUGUCAUGAGAAGACAUCCAUUGGUUUGGAGUUACAGUGUGACAUUCAAACCAGUAGAAGACGUACAAGAAUACUAUAGUUUUAAUAAUAAUAAUAAUAUUUUCAAAGCUCUACAAUCAAACAACACUACUGCUAAUCUCUAUUUAUUAUUAUCUCUAUCGCUAUUAAGUUAUUUUGUAUAUAUUAUCAUUAAUAACUUAUCACCUUCAACAACAACAACAACCAAUAACAAAAAGUUAAUUGCAACCAUUCCAAAUACACCAUUGAUAAAGUCACCUUCUUAUCUCACACUACACUCUAUGCUUGUUGGAUAUGGUGCACAACUACUUGUCAUCCUAUUGGUUCUAUUGUUCUCCUCACAUAUGACAUGGUUAUCAUUCAACAGUAUCAUUACAAUUAAGAGUGGAACUUUUAGUUUAAUUCAAUUAACAUCAUAUAUUGCAGGUUAUUAUUCAACUUCAAAUUAUUUAUUCUUUAAUACAAACAACAAUAAUAAUCAAUGGAUAAAGAUUUGUUUGAUUACAACACUAUCAUUACCAUCAUUAUUAUAUAUUAUUCUAUUGGGUAAUAAUAUGAUAUUGGAUGAGUAUAGAUCGACUGCAGCUAUGCCAUUGUUAUCGAUAUUAAAGACGCUUGGAUUCUUCAUUGGAUUCUAUCUACCGGUUGGAAUGCUCGGUGGAUACUAUGCAUCAAAGAAUCAGUAUUCAUUGUUGAAGAACUAUAGAUCAUCGUCAGAUAGCACUGUUCAGAAUAUAAAGAUUUAUAUCUCAGUGCCAAGAGUAAUCACCUACUUUAUGAAGCCGGUUGUCUUGAUUCCAUUGGUUGCACUAGCACUCUAUUGGCUACCAAACAACACACAGCAACUGUUCAUCAAUGGCGAUGACCUCGGCUAUCACAGUGAAUUCACAACCAUCACAGUUCAACUUGCACUACUCAUUGUUACAACCAUAUUAUUAACAAUCAUUCAAACCUAUCUAUCAAUUAUCAACAAAUAUGGAAAUAUUUGGUGGCUACCAAUGAUAACAAGUUCAGUGUUGUUAAUAUAUCAAAUUGCCAAUAUCGUACAGAAUGCAGCUAACUACUCUGAUCUAAACGGUACAAUGGUAAUCUAUUAUACAAAGAGUAUUCUAUAUGCUUUGUUCACCUCUAUUACUAUUGCAUACAUCUCAAUCAGUACUACAAAAUGGUUGAUUUCAAACAUACUUUCAAAUAAUUCAAAGUAA